AUUGAAGAUAAUGAGUAAUGACAGUGCACAGUCGUGUUCUGGUCUGUACUCUGUGCGAAUUGCGCUCGUUGAUGUAAUGGUGGAAAUGUACUCUUCAUUCUUCAAUCUCCGGUCGGCCGUCACCUUCCUUAAUCCCGUAGCUAGUUGAUAGUCAAGAGAACUGGUAAAGUGGGAAUGUUCAGUUGACACAAGGCGCACAAUAUCACUGUACGGUCGUACAUAUUUACUAAAGAAACACGGAAGUCUAGUUCAGAGUUCCUUGUUCGACGAAUUUCUUUGUUUUUCAUUUGUAACUUUUCCACCGGUGCCGUCAUGGAAUUCCCAAACUUGGGUCAGAACUGCAGUAAAGAGACUUGCAAACGUUUUGAUUUCUUGCCAGUUAAAUGUGAUGCUUGUUCAGGUAUAUUUUGUUCUGAUCACAUGAGCUACAGCAGUCAUCAAUGUCAAUCUGCAUACAAGAAAAAUGUUCAAGUCCCCAUGUGUCCUUUGUGCAACAAACCAGUACCAAUACCACGGGGUCAAGAASCAGAUUUUAUUGUUGGGAAACACAUUGACAAUGACUGUCAGUUUACUGAGGGUAGAAAGGUGUUCACAAAUAGAUGCAUGGUAUCAAAAUGUCGAGGCAAAGAAGCUGUGCCUUUGGUGUGUAGUGAAUGUCGUCAAAACCAUUGUUUUAAACAUCGUCAYCCUUUAGAUCAUAGUUGCACUGGUAGUGCAAAAUCUGUUCAAAGAAAAGUGACCGAUGUUAAAAAYCUGUUUGGAACCAAUGGAAUUAUAAAAAAAGCUUUCACUGCAACUGCUAUACAGGGAAAUAUGAGUGAAGAUGAAGCAUUAGCUAGAGCUUUAGCUGAGUCUGAACGUUUGACAAACGAAAAUACUACUAAUCCUCAAACAAGAUGUUCUGUUGCAUAAGAUUGUUUAUUAUUGUUAAACCAGACACAAAACGUAUCAUGUUUUAUUAAUAUUUUUUGAAGAUAACUAUACAUUCCAUACAUUUAUUUUAUGUAUUAUGAUGAGAUAUUUUAUUUAUAUGUUAAUAUUGUGAUUGUGUAUUUUAAGCAAUACCAUUUGAAAUCAAUUUACUCAAAAAAAUUAAAUGACCUGAACUCUGAAGAAAAAAAGUAUCCGUCCUUGUUGGUGUUAAUAUUUAAGUUUUAAAAUUUCUUCAAUUCAAAUUUACCAUAUAUUAAUGUGAAUAAGCUUGUUUCCUUAUUAUAAUAUAUUAAUUUAAUAAUUGAAAAAAAUUUGAUUCUACAUGACGCUUUAUUUAACGGUGUUUAUAUAGAUUUGUUUCACAAAUAAUAAACUUGUUUUUAAAUUGCA
Diuraphis noxia (Russian wheat aphid) is the source of this 1323-nucleotide messenger RNA. RefSeq names its product AN1-type zinc finger protein 2A. Gene Ontology annotation, molecular function: zinc ion binding. The record is from RefSeq and is a predicted model, not a curated record. Gene Ontology annotation, cellular component: endoplasmic reticulum; cytoplasm. Gene Ontology annotation, biological process: protein targeting to ER; proteasome-mediated ubiquitin-dependent protein catabolic process. NCBI's taxonomy places the organism in Eukaryota, Metazoa, Arthropoda, Insecta, Hemiptera, Aphididae.